Acaromyces ingoldii is the source of this 1399-nucleotide messenger RNA. Its product is annotated as WD40 repeat-like protein. Gene Ontology annotation, biological process: mRNA splicing, via spliceosome. Lineage: Eukaryota; Fungi; Basidiomycota; Exobasidiomycetes; Exobasidiales; Cryptobasidiaceae. The coding region runs from base 26 to 1321 and encodes 431 amino acids. Gene Ontology annotation, cellular component: catalytic step 2 spliceosome. The transcript is spliced from 3 exons. The record is from RefSeq and is a predicted model, not a curated record. Gene Ontology annotation, molecular function: protein binding.
ACCUAUUCCUCUAGCGACACAAGACAUGGCUCAGCAGUAUCUUCCAUACAUAACGCUGCAACCAGACUAUCCCCUUGUCUUUGCGGACGUCUCGCAGUCGCUUGUCGAGCUCGAUAAAGUCUGGAUCUCGGCGUACUGCAGCAAUGUCCCGGCUGGAUCCAGGCACGGCAAGCUGCUCCUCUCUGCUUCGAAGGACGCCCGAGGUGGGGUGAGCGUCGAACUAGACGACGAGAACAAUGCUGGCUUGAACGUUGAGAGGGCCGAUGAGAGCCUAAUGGACCUCGUUGUUAGUACGCCAGGAGGCUCGCGCACGUCGUAUGAAGCGAGCGAGACGCUUCCGAACUUUGAGCUCGCGCCAACUCGGUUGAGAGUAGCCCGACGCACGCUUGGACCAGAUCUGGUCAAGGGUGCUCUGGGCGUGACAGCGCUGGACGUGCACGAAGGCCGCUACGUCGUAGGGGGGUCCGACGGUCAGGCCUUCACGUCUUCCCUGGUCGAGGGGGAGGAGUCAGAGCCCAUGGAGCUGGACGGAUCUUCAAAUAUCGAGGAGGUGGCGGCACAGCGGAUGAGACUGCGCCAGAGGAGUGCGAAAGUGGCGCUGAAGGGCCAUGUGGGCGAUGUCAGAAGCGCAAAGUUCCUUGCGGGCGGCCAGGUGGUAUUGACGACGUCAUCUGAUAUGACGGCGAGGCUGUACGAUGCCUCCUCGGGCGCUUGCCCGCGCGUCUUCAAGGGCCACCGACGCGCAGUUGUGUGUUCCUCUAUCAUUGACCGAGGGCACAACGUCUUGACGGGCUCGUUGGACGGCACUGUGCGACUCUGGGACGUCUCCAGCGAAGGUGCGGCAAUCCAGACGAUAACGGCCGAAAAGUUCGCAGGAGUCAACGCAAUGGCGAGGGAUGAGGGUGGGAGCAUAUACAUGGGCUUGACAAGCGGAACGAUGCAGGUCGUGCGGGACGGUCAGACGGCGGAGGUGAUCCCAGGCCAGGCUGGAGGUAUCACUGCACUCGAUAUGAACGGCGUCAACAUAAUCACGGGCACUUCCGACGGCGACAUGAGGCUGUACGAUGCGCGAAACCUUCCUACGCCAGUCAAGUCCUGGAAACGCAACGGGGCGAGCGUGACAGAUAUCAAGCUGGCGCACGAUGCUGCCAUCGUAUCCACAGACGACGGCAUGCCCUACCGUGUACGCCUCAACGGCGACUUGGCCGUGACGGACGAAUACGUGGGCUGGGAAGUGGACCACGUCGACAAGGUUAGUCUCGAUCAGAAAGGAAGAGUCUGGAUCGCGGGCGCACAAGGUGCCAUCAGAUUGUAUCAUUAAGAUGAUGUCGUCGUUGAUAGUAGUAAUACAUAAUGAGUAGAGCUGUUCUGUACGUGCUCGCAGUUUCACUUCCACCUA